UGAAAAAUUCCAAAAAGGGGAAGGAAAGGAAGAAGAAAAGUAUAUUGAUGUAGUCAUCAAUAAGAAUAUGAAGCUGGGACAAAAAGUUUUGAUUCCAGUAAAACAGUUCCCAAAGUUCAACUUUGUUGGAAAGCUUUUGGGUCCACGUGGCAAUUCUCUAAAGCGUCUACAGGAAGAAACACUGACAAAAAUGUCUAUUUUGGGCAAAGGUUCUAUGAGGGACAAGACAAAGGAGGAAGAGCUGAGAAAAAGCGGAGAGGCAAAGUACUUCCACCUAAAUGAUGACCUGCAUGUUUUAAUUGAAGUAUUUGCUCCACCAGCAGAAGCAUAUGCCAGAAUGGGACAUGCGUUGGAAGAAAUCAAGAAGUUCCUCAUCCCAGACUACAAUGAUGAAAUCAGACAGGCACAGCUUCAAGAGUUAACAUACUUAAAUGGUGGCUCAGAAAAUGCAGAAGUUCCAGUAGUUCGUGGAAAAGCAUCUCUUCGAGCAAGAGGAGUACCAGUUCCUGCUUUGUCCAGGGGCCGUGGAGGAGUGCCUCCGCCACCAGCAGGAGUACCGAGAGGGGCACCAGCACCCAGAGGAGUGCCUCCCAGUAGAGGACCAGUCAGUCGUAGCCGUGGGCUUCUAGCACCCAGAGCAAGAGGAGUACCUCCACCUGCAGGCUACCGGCCCCUUCCACCACCUCCAGCACAGGAGACCUAUGGUGAAUAUGAGUAUGAUGAUGGCUAUGGAACUGCUUACGAUGAACAAAGCUAUGAUUCCUAUGAUAACAGCUAUAGCACUCAAGCACAAAGUGGAGCAGAUUACUAUGACUAUGGCCACGGACUGAGUGAAGAAACAUAUGACUCUUAUGGGCAAGAAGAAUGGACCAACUCACGACACAAGGCACCUCCUGCAAGGACAACAAAAGGAGUCUACAGAGACCAGCCAUAUGCCAGAUACUGAUUGUACUGUCUGAUGUUGUGAAAUAUCCAAUCUCCACCAGUCCUGUAUACUGUUCAAAGUAAUUUUUUCUAUGAACAAUCCCUUUUUAUUAAAUCAAAGCGCAUAAAAAAACCUGAAUGGAUGGACUGAACCUUAAAAUAUUUUGUUGAAAGAACAACCUGGACAGAAAGAAAUGUAAAAUGAGGAACUUUUUGUUAUUUCCAAACUGUAUUUGAGAAAAAAUAGGUGAUCAAAAAAUAACCUUUUAUUAACUAGUGUUAAACAGAAAAAUAGGUUUACUAAAUCUGUUAGUCCGUUCUUUUAACAUAAGCGUAACCUUUUAUUUUAAAGGUUUUCAACAGUUUAGUUUUUAGCUUUUCUUUUCAGCCAUUUGCUAGAUUCUCUCUUUGCAAACAUGCGUAAAAAGGGAAGCCAAUUACAAAUGCAAAUAAUGUGGUAUUUUGUAACUCAAGUCUUGAAAUGUUCUGUAGUGUUAAGCAAAGUUUUGCCCUUGCUUGAUACUAAAUAAACUUUUGAAAGAAAA
Molecule: messenger RNA, 1469 nt
Organism: Nestor notabilis (Kea)
Lineage: Eukaryota; Metazoa; Chordata; Aves; Psittaciformes; Psittacidae
Gene: KHDRBS3
Product: KH domain containing, RNA binding, signal transduction associated 3
Exons: 8
Coding region: 68-946 (292 amino acids)
Biological process (GO): regulation of alternative mRNA splicing, via spliceosome
Cellular component (GO): nucleus
Molecular function (GO): mRNA binding
Source: RefSeq, a predicted model, not a curated record